CUCCAUAAAGCGGCGUGGCGGGCGGGCACCCGCUCCCCGUCGGCGCCGAGCAUGGUGGUGGGGGCGCCGGCCUCCCGGGCGCUCCUGCUGCUGCCGCCGCUCCUGCCGCUGCCGCAGGUGGCGCUGGGCUUCGCGGACGGCAGCUGCGACCCCUCGGACCUGUGCCCGCCCCAGGCCCGCUGGAGCAGCCUGUGGCACGUGGGGCUUAUCUUACUCGCUGUCCUUCUGCUGCUGCUGUGUGGGGUCACAGCCAGCUGUGUCCGGUUCUGCUGCCUCCGGAAACGGGUACACAGCCAGCCACACCUGCCACCAACACCUCAGCCUUGCGACCUGACGGUCAGCCCUGUGGACAGUGACAGCCCCGUGCACAGCACUGUGACCUCUUACAGCUCUGUGCAGUACCCGCUGGGCGUGCGGCUGCCCCUUCCCUUUGGGGACCUGGACCUCGACUCCAUGACCCCUCCUGCCUACAGCCUGUAUGCCCCUGAGCUGCCACCCUCCUAUGAAGAGGUUGUCAAGAUGGCCAAACCCAGACAGGAAGAGCCACCGCCCUCUCAGUAACCCCAUCUUCCCCCUGGGGCCUGAGGCCUAGAGACAUCGACGGGGCUCCAGGAGCCGGCUCCAAUGCCCUAGCAGCCCUGGCUGUCGUCCUGGCGCCCCUCAAAAGCAGAGGAAAACUCUCUUGAACUUCCCAGUUGUGCCAGCCACCUUGUGCUCAGAAGGGACCCCCCCAGCACACCCCUACGGUCCUUCCCCAGGGAAG
This is a messenger RNA of Lontra canadensis (Northern American river otter), 763 nucleotides long. It is a transcript of the gene TMEM52, whose product is annotated as transmembrane protein 52. Bases 52 to 561 code for a protein of 169 amino acids. The transcript has 5 exons. Lineage: Eukaryota; Metazoa; Chordata; Mammalia; Carnivora; Mustelidae. The record is from RefSeq and is a predicted model, not a curated record.